This is a messenger RNA of Dermatophagoides farinae (American house dust mite), 3858 nucleotides long. It is a transcript of the gene Ranbp16, whose product is annotated as Ran-binding protein 16. The record is from RefSeq and is a predicted model, not a curated record. Gene Ontology annotation, cellular component: cytoplasm; nuclear pore. Gene Ontology annotation, biological process: protein export from nucleus. Gene Ontology annotation, molecular function: nuclear export signal receptor activity; small GTPase binding. NCBI's taxonomy places the organism in Eukaryota, Metazoa, Arthropoda, Arachnida, Sarcoptiformes, Pyroglyphidae.
UCAAAUUUUCGAUUUCAAAAACGGCUAAAUUCACAAAAGUUGUUAAAUUCAAUAUAUAUUGAAUGAUGAAUAAUAUGAACGGAAUGGAAUAAAGAGAUGUGUGCUCAAGCAUGCAUCAAGUCUGUGUGUCUGUGUCUGUGUGUGUGUGUUGUGUGCAGGCAGUCAAACAGGCAAGCAGCACAGGCCAAAUAAUAUAAACAAAACGAAGACGACGACAACAAUAACAAUAAAAUAAAAAAAAAACAGCAAUCAAUGAAUAAAGGCGCCCGUGUAAAUUCCGCCAAAUUCUCCCCUCGUGUUUCAUCAUUAUUAUCGCUGUUCAAUUAAUCAAAACAGAUCUCGUCAAUCAUUCGAUUGUCAUUAAUCCAGAAAUUUCGAUUGUCAUUGGCGAUUGUAUUUCUAUUUCGAUGAUCAAUUCGAAAAUAAAUUAUCGUAUCAAAAUAUUAAGAUUUUUGAUUUCUUUCUCUUUGGGCUUGCGGCCAUUCGUUUAGGCCAAUUUUUUUCUUUGAAUUUGAAAUUCGAAAAUCGCUUUUUAUAUUUGUGUGUGUGUAUCAUUUGAGUUUCCUUCAAAUCAUCAAAAUAUCUUCAAUUCUAACAUCAUGUGUGACGAACAAGAAUUGGUCCAAUUGGAAACAUUAUGUAAAAAAUUAUAUGAAUCAAGCGACUCUGAUGAACGUAAACAAGCCGAAUCGGCAUUGUUAAUGUUUUCGAAUUCGUUGGAUUGUCUACCAAAAUGUCAGCUAUUAUUAGAACGUCGUGAUUCGGCAUUCGCACAAUUAUUAGCGGCAACCACAUUGACUAAAUUGAUUACACGUAAUCCGACCGGUCUUUCCGUUGAUCAACGUUUGGAUAUACGUAAUUAUAUUCUAAAUUAUCUGGCAUCAAAUCCAAAAUUAGCACCAUUCGUUUUGCAAGCAUUGGUCACAUUAUUUGCUCGUAUAACAAAAGUAGGAUGGGUUGAUAUGAAAAAUGAUCAAUUUGUUUUCCGUGAUAUCAUACCGCACAUCAGUCAUUUUGUUGGUGGGACGGUAGAGUAUUGUAAUAUUGGUGUACAAUUAAUUUCCACACUUGUUAUUGAAAUGAAUCAACCGAACGCACAUGAAGCAAAUCGUUCUAUAUUCCGUCAUCGAAAAAUAGCAUCAUCAUUUCGUGAUAAGAAUUUAUAUGAAUUUUUUCAACUAGCACAAGGAUUGUUAAAAAGUGCUCUUGAAGAAUUGAAAAAGAAUAAAAUAUUGUAUGAUGAUGAACAAACAUUGAUUAGUAAUCUACUCAAAUUGAUAAUCAAUUGCCUUUCAUUUGAUUUUAUCGGUGCCUCGUCCGAUGAUUCAUCCGACGAUCUAACCUGUGUACAAAUUCCUACUAAUUGGCGACCGGCAUUUCUUGACAUGAAUAAUCUCAAAAUUUACUUUGAUCUAUUUCAUCUGUUACCGGCCAAUAUAUCAUCACUGUCACUUUCAUGUUUAGUACAAUUAGCAUCGGUUCGUCGAUCAUUGUUCACAAAUACUGAACGGGUAAAUUUCCUAAACAAUUUGAUCUCUGGCAUAAGAAUUAUAUUGGAAAAUCCAACAAAACUUUCCGAACCAAGUGCUUAUCAUGAAUUUUGUCGGCUACUAGCAAGAUUAAAAAUUAAUUAUCAAUUAGGUGAAUUAGUCAAGGCAGAUGAUUAUGCUAAAACGUUGGAAUUGAUUGCAAAUUUUACGAUCACCAGUCUAAGGAUGUGGAGUGUUGCAUCCAAUUCGAUUCAUUAUCUAUUAACCUUAUGGCAAAAACUAGUUACAUCUGUACCAUAUGUAAAAGCAACUGAACCACAUCUAUUAGAACGUUUCGCACCAGAAGUAACACGAGCUUAUAUAACAUCAAGACUAGAAAUGGUGAAUGAAGUUGUUAUGAACGGUUUAGAAGAUCCAUUUGAUGAGAUUGGAAUGGUACAACAGCAAUUAGAACAAUUAUCAACUAUAGCACGUUGUGAAUAUGAAAAUACUUGUUCAAUAUUGGUUAAUCUGUUUGAUCAAGCUGCAAAAACAUAUCAGGAUUUGAUGCAAACAAUGCCACAAUCCUGUGCUGAAGUUGAGAUACAGGAGAAUCGUCUCACUUGGCUUGUUUAUAUUAUCGGCGCGGCUAUCGGAGGCCGAGUAUUUCUCAAUAGUAAUGACGAACAAGAUCAUAUGGACGGUGAACUAGCAUUUCGUGUUUUACAAUUGAUGAAUUUCACCGACAUACGUCUAGCCCGUGGUGGAUUCUGUAAAAAGCUUGAUCUGGCCAUUCUCAGUUUUUUUGAACAAUUCCGUAAGACUUAUAUUGGUGAUCAAGUGCAAAAGACAUCUACUGUCUAUAAACGUCUAUCCGAUGUUCUCGGUCUAAGUGAAGAGACAAUGGUUUUAAGUGUUUUCAUACGUAAAAUAAUAACCAAUCUAAAAUAUUGGGGAAACGAUGAAGAUAUUGUUACGAAAACAUUACAGAUUCUUAACGAUCUAUCCAUCGGUUAUUCAAGUGUUCGAAAAUUGGUCCAAUUGGAAGAAAUUCAAUUCAUAUUGAAUAAUCAUACUGCCGAACAUUUUCCAUUUUUAAGCAAUUCUUUUGAUAUAAAAUAUAUGAAGUGCCGUACAAUAUUCUAUACAUCAUUAGGUCGAUUAUUCAUGAUCGAUUCGGGUGAAGAUGAGGAUAAGUUUGAAAAAUUUAUGCAACCAAUCACUUCCUCAUUGGAUACGUUGAAAAAUAUGCUCAAUAAUAAAUCAAUGUUUAAUGAAGAAGAAACAAAAAAAGCCUUGAUUGGAAUAUCUCGUGAUCUACGUGGCCUAGUAUAUUCAUUUAUUUCCAGAUCAAAUAUAAUGAUAUUUUUCAAUUGGAUAUAUCCAACAUAUACACCGGUUUUCCAUGCAGCUAUCGAUCUUUGGUUCAAUGAUCCACAGGUGACAACACCGGUAUUGAAAUUAUAUGCUGAAUUUGUACAUAAUCGAUCACAACGUCUUCAAUUCGAUAUAUCAUCGCCAAACGGUAUUCUAUUAUUUCGUGAUGCAAGUAAAUUGUUGGUCAAUUAUGGAACGAAAAUCCUCAUGAUUCGUGAUAUACCGAGUGAUCGUCUUUAUGCUAUGAAAUUGAAAGGCAUUUCAAUUUGUUUUUCCAUAUUGAAAUUAGCAUUGAGUGGAUCAUAUGUAAAUUUUGGUGUAUUCGAAUUAUAUGGUGAUACAGCAUUGAAAGAUGCUCUCAGUACGUUCAUCAAAUUGAUUCUUUCUAUUUCAAUUACUGAUAUAUUGGAAUAUCCAAAACUCAGCCAAUCAUACUAUGUACUACUUGAAUGUAUUGCUCAAGAUCAUAUGAAAUUCCUAGCUAAUCUCGAACCUACUGUUUUCCUUUAUAUCAUAUCAUCCAUAUCGGAAGGCCUAAAUUCAUUGGAUAAUGUAUGCACAUCUUGUUGUUCGGCAUUGGAUCAUAUCGUAUCAUACAUUUUCAAAGAGAUAUCCAAACAGAAUAAGAAAAAAUCCUAUGAAGUUAAUUGUUUAAUGGAAUUGAAACCAGAAAUCUUUCAACAAAUGUUAUCGACAAUAAUGAAUAUAAUCAUGUUUGAAGAUUGCCGUAAUCAAUGGUCAAUGUCAAGACCACUACUUGGCCUAAUCUUAUUGAAUGAAGAUUAUUUCAAUGAACUACGUAGAAAUAUCAUUUCACAACAACCGAUUGAAAAACAAACAACAAUGAAUCGAUUGUUUGAUUACCUUAUGAGAGAUAUUGAACGAAAUUUAUUGGCCAAAAAUCGUGAUCGAUUUACACAGAAUGUAUCAACAUUUCGUCGUGAAUUGAGUGAUUUUCAAAAAGGAAGCGUUCCAUGUAACAACGAUAUGAUGAACAUGAUGAACUGAUUGG